Messenger RNA from Lindgomyces ingoldianus, 680 nucleotides. RefSeq names its product mitochondrial ATP synthase. Gene Ontology annotation, molecular function: proton transmembrane transporter activity. Gene Ontology annotation, biological process: proton motive force-driven ATP synthesis. The transcript has 4 exons. The record is from RefSeq and is a predicted model, not a curated record. Bases 34 to 558 code for a protein of 174 amino acids. NCBI's taxonomy places the organism in Eukaryota, Fungi, Ascomycota, Dothideomycetes, Pleosporales, Lindgomycetaceae.
CUCCCUACCACAUCCCCGUCCUCAUCCAUCACAAUGGCAGUCGGACGCAGCGCCGCCCUCAAGCUCGACUGGACCAAGCUCGGCACACAACUCGGGCUAAAAGGCAGCACGGCGACGGCCCUCCAGGCCUUCAAGAAGCGUAACGAUGACGCCCGCCGCAAAGUCACUAUCCUGUCCGAGCAGCCGCAAACCGUCGACUUCGCGCACUACCGCUCCAUCCUCAAGAACACGGCCGUCAUCGACGAGAUCGAGAGGAGCUUCAGUGCGUUCAAGCCGCAGACAUAUGAUGUAGGACGGCAGAUCAGGGCGAUUGAGGCGUUUGAGGCGCAGGCCGUUAAGAGUGCCGAGGAGACGAAGGCCGUGGUGGAUAAGGAGCUGGCGGAUUUGGAGAAGACGUUGAAGAAUAUUGAGGAGGCGAGGCCGUUCGAUGAUCUGACGGUGGAUGAAGUUGCGGCUGCACAGCCGGACAUUGACAAGCGAACUGAGCAACUUGUGUCGAAGGGUCGCUGGGCCGUUCCAGGCUACAAGGAAAAAUUCGGCGAUCUUUCGGUGCUCUAAGCAUUUUCUUCUAUCCUGCUCUCAAAAUGUGCCCUGCUUGGGGUUGUACUACGUACUGUGCAUAGUGUCAAAGUCUCAAUGGCAACAUAGAUCCUAUUAUCCGUUCCUGAAUUCCUUCAGUC